AUGGAGGGGUCAAACGCAGAAGAAGGCGGUUCUGUCGAUAGAGAAUAUGAUGGUGAAGAAGAUGACGAAAAAGAUGGUCGUAAAGAUGACGAACAAGAAGAUCGUACUCACCCACUGCAAUCAAUGAUCCACGAAUACAUAGGAGCUUGAGAUUGUCCAUCUCGCCGCACCAAGUUGUUCGUUCUCAGUGAAAUGAUUUCGAAAGUCGUGAGAUUAAGACCGCGCAAGGUCUCGGAAAUUACCUCUGAGUUAACUUCAUCUCGUUUCAGUGCUUGAUCGCGUAUGCCAAGCAGUGAAAGCGUAGUCCAGUGUUCAGUAGAAAGCGUCUUCAACAGAAACGAGUUCUCCUUGAAAAUCAACAUCAGUUCACGAUAGCCUAUCACAAUCGAGGCGAGUGCGAAUACCACUCUGACGUCCACAGCUAGUAUCCAGUCCAUUUCAUUUAGCGAUUGAAAAAUCGUUCCGCUUUCAUCAAGACUUUUCUCUUCCUUUUCAAUCUUCGGACAAUCAGUUCCGGCCAUAUUCGCAAAAGAGUGGUUUUCAUAGACACCGUUCUCGAUUGGUGAUUUAGCAGAACUUCUGAAGCUCAGUGCGCUCGAUUGUACGAAACUGUCAAACAAAGUAGAACGCAUUCUUUCGUCAUUCAUUGAAAUACAUCGUUCGUGCAUCUUUUUUGGAUUCGGGCGCACAUUGUCAGGAAAGAGAUCAAGUGCCUCCUGACUUUUUCUAAAUAUAGUCAAACAUCUGCUGAGGGCAGUUUCGCAAUGAAUACAUGGAGAUCUUCCAGCUUCCCGUGAUGACAACCUAAAGGUAAGUAGCUUCCUCCAGUCAUCUCGUGUUACCGGGAUGGCACCAGAGUCCACAUUGUUGUAGGUAAUUUUGACCCGUUUGCACACCUUCACCAUCAUUGCAGCAACAAGCCAUGACUUAUGUAUUCUGCACUGGUCACAGCGUUCAUCAAUUGCAAUAGAUGAUAAUGAAGUUGUGGAUGCAGUAUUUUCCACAAAAGAGUUAUUAGCUCUUAUAGUUUCAUUGUCGGGGGAAGGUGAUCGAUCUGAACAGUAA
This is a messenger RNA of Haemonchus placei, 1065 nucleotides long. The record is from the annotation of a GenBank genome assembly. Lineage: Eukaryota; Metazoa; Nematoda; Chromadorea; Rhabditida; Trichostrongylidae.